Suillus clintonianus is the source of this 1185-nucleotide messenger RNA. RefSeq lists its product as uncharacterized. The record is from RefSeq and is a predicted model, not a curated record. The coding region runs from base 1 to 1185 and encodes 394 amino acids. The transcript has 8 exons. NCBI's taxonomy places the organism in Eukaryota, Fungi, Basidiomycota, Agaricomycetes, Boletales, Suillaceae.
AUGUCGCACACCGGGCGCAGCACGUCGCACAUUGAGGACCCACAGCAUGACGAAACCCAACCAUCUGUGCACGCUCGACAGAGACGUAGAAUCGCCGAACUGGAGGACAAGUUGAUGGCUCUCGAGUCGGGGCGCGCUGUAAAGGACAGGCAGGUGAACUACUAUAUGGCUCAAGGACGAGCCUUCAGACGCGUUGUCUCCUUAUUCGAUAACAUUCAGGAUCUUGUCGCCGAAAACGACAGGAGAUACGAUCUCGAGGAUGGGGAGACUUCUGUUGAUCAAGAUCGGCUUCAGGCAGGGUACAUCACCCUAAUGAACACCUUCCCGUGGCUCUACGAGAAGAAUUCAGAUAUGGAUCAUGGUGACUACAUAGGUAUGGUAAAAAUGCUUAGGCUUGGGGCUGAUAGCGCUCGAGGAGAUGAUACCUCCAAGCUGAAAACACUCGUUUCCGAAUGGGUCAACCGCGAAUUCAAGCCAGAUCCCCCAGUCGACAUGGACGAUAAACAUACCCGAGGAUUCAUCAAUGAUGCGUGCGGCAAGCUGCUGUGUCCGACUGAGCUUGAUUGGACCAACCCAAUUGUAAAAGCGGGCAUUCGAGACCGUGCAGAGGGAUAUAUUGUGACGGAUCUUUCUUUUCCAGCUUAUUUAUAUGAAAAGUACACUGCCAAUUCGGAUAAUUUGGAAGAUGGUCUUUUCAAGGGGAAAAUUUUGAUACAGAGCUACAAAGCUGUUUUCACGUCUCCGUCGUCAGCAAAGGAUGUUGAAGGUGACGGUGAUGGCGCAGAUGUCAUUGAAAACAACAGACGCGCGAAGAAGGCUGUUUCAGGAAUCAAGGUCAAGAAACAUGUUGCACAAAUCAUUCAGAUGAACAAGGUCACCCCUCGCUCAAUUGCAUAUAUUGCUUGUCAAGUACGAUUCGCACUCUCGUCCGUUAACUCGUGGCGAUCUGUCGAUGGCGAUUUCGACUAUAUACAAUUCUGGAAGACCGUUGUGGACUUCUUCGAGAAGCCUCCUGGUCGAGAUGCACAGCGCAGGGUCAACAAACUGCUCGAAUGGUGGACUAGGAAAGUUUUCGGACGGAGUCACCGUGCGAACCUUACUGACGAAGCGAGGGCUAAGAUGUCCGUGAAUGCCCUUGCAAGGCAGAGGGCGCAAAUCGACAAUGCCCUCUUCGACUCAGACUAG